Molecule: messenger RNA, 870 nt
Organism: Pleurotus ostreatus (oyster mushroom)
Lineage: Eukaryota; Fungi; Basidiomycota; Agaricomycetes; Agaricales; Pleurotaceae
Exons: 6
Coding region: 1-870 (289 amino acids)
Source: RefSeq, a predicted model, not a curated record
AUGGACAAAACCAGGAAGCGUUCGAGAGAGCUGAUAUCCGUCCCUGCUCCCAUGGAACCCGAUUCCGACUCUGACUUCAACCCCGGAGCAUAUGUAUACGAGACUAAAGCCAAGGUGAAGCGCAGCAAUGGGAGGAAGAGAAGAAAACUUGCCAGCGAUACCGAGUCAGAACUCUCCUACAAGCCCAAAUAUACGCCGAGGCCAACCGCAUCGCAGAAUGUUCUGCUGCAAUACUUAGGACGUGACCUUGAUUUGUCGUCCGACGACGACGGGCAAGUUGCGGACGACGAAAAUGGGCCUGCGAUGGAAGAAGAAGACGAUGUUGACCCUGCGGAUAGCGUCGUUCCAUCAUCUGAAGCGGAUUACUCUCCAAAGCUAUCGCGGACGUUUACCAUCCUCCAGAAGCCUCCGCCCCCGCCCGUGCCUGUUGUCGAGUUGGCUGCGAGUAGCCACACAGAAGAUGACUCGGUGACAGAACCCGAUUCGGGCGACGAAGGCCCGCCGCUGCCUGAUAUCUCUACGUACAGGAAACCUGAUCCGGAGGCGUCUGUCACGGAAAGUGAUUCUGGUGACGAUGAAGCUCUAAGCAAGCUUGAGCCAGUCCCGUCGAUAGUUUCUCCUGCCAGCAAGCCUGACAUAGAAGAAGACGCGAAACCUGACGAACCUCGAAAGAACCUGGGCCCUCGUCCGAACUUCCCCAUUCCCGACGGGCAGUCUGCCCUGGGCCCAUUGAUUCUCGAUGAAGAGCUGGAGGUCAAAGUGCCGCCGUCGAUCAACACGUUCCUCCGAGAAUAUCAGCGUGAUGGAAUACGGUUUUUCUAUGACAGGUACAAGGAAGACCGCGGGGGCUUAUUGGGCGAUGAUAUGUGA